GGGAAGGCGUCAUUCUUAUUACAGUCUAAGUGAAAACAGCGAGGAACUUUCCAGCUGAAGAAAGAACAAGAAUGUUUCCUUUGGAGAGAAAUAGAGAUGUCAUCGAGCGGCCAACUGCCGCAGCUGAGGAAAUAUGUGACGAUGCCACAAGAGCUGCCGUCCAGAACGAGUCAGAGAUCAACUGUCAACGCAGAAUGCUGGAUAUCGACUGGAACCCUUACAUCCUCUUAUACAGAAUAGACGUCCCACAGCAACAUGUGUGUAAGGAGGAGGAGGAUGAGCAGCAGCUCUGUCACCAGGAGAGGAAGUCCAGUCUGGACCAGGAGGAGCCAGAGCCUCCACAGAUGAAAGAGGAGCAGGAGGGAGAGUGGAUCAAACAGGAGGAGACUGACACGUUGAUAAUGACUCCUACUAAGGAGGAAGACGUCCCACAGCAACAUGUGUGUAAGGAGGAGGAGAAUGAGCAGCAGCUCUGUGACCAGGAGAGGAAGUCCAGUCUGGACCAGGAGGAGCCAGAGCCUCCACAGAUGAAAGAGGAGCAGGAGGGAGAGCAGCUCAAACAGGAGGAGACUGACACGUUGAUAAUGACUUCUACUCCAGAGGAAAGUGAGCGCAGAGAAGCAGAUGGACAACAUGAACACCAGCUUCUUUCUCACAACUCUCAUGCUGCUGAGAAUCCUGGUCCCAAAGAGAACAAGCAGAAAGACUCAGAGAUAACUGUAAAAUCAAAACGUAGACAAAAGAGAGACAGAAAACACACAGAUGAGAGGCUGUACUCAUGUGAAGUAUGUGAAAAAGGGUUUAAAUAUAAUCAGAAUUUGAAACAACACAUGGUGACACACACAGGUGAGAAGCCUUACUCCUGCAGCACCUGUGGAAAAAGAUUUAGUCAGAAAUCAAAUUUGAAUCUGCACAUUCGUACUCACACAGGUACAAAGCCAUACACCUGUGGUACCUGUAGAAAAUCAUUCACAUAUAAAUAUACUUUAGACCAGCACUUAAAAAUCCAUACAGGUGAAAAACCACAUACCUGCACAAUAUGCAACAAAUCUUUCAGAUAUAAAAGUCAUGUAGCAGUUCACAUGAGAAGACACAAAGGUGAGAAGCCUUACUCCUGCAGCACCUGUGGAAAAAGAUUUAGUGAGACAUCAAAUUUGAAUCUGCACAUUCGUACUCACACAGGUACAAAGCCGUACACCUGUGGUACCUGUGAGAAAUCAUUCACACUGAAAUGUAAUUUGGACCAGCACUUGAAAAUUCAUACAGGUGAAAAACCACAUACCUGCACAAAAUGUGACAAAUCUUUUAGACUUAAACGUGGGUUGACAGUCCACAUGAGUAAACACACAGGUGAGAAGCCUUACUCCUGCAAAGACUGUGGAAAAAGAUUCAGUCAGAAAUCGCAUUGGAAUAGGCACAUUUUUACUCACACAGGUACAAUGCCGCACGCCUGUGGUACCUGUGAGAAAUCAUUCACAGAUAAGUCUCUAUUGGACCAGCACUUAAAAAUCCACUCAAGUGAAAAACCACAUACCUGCACAGAAUGUGACAAAUCUUUUAGACGUAAAGGUGAAUUGACAGUUCACAUGAGAACACACACAGGUGAGAAGCCUCAUUCCUGCAAAAUCUGUGGAAAAAGAUUCAGUCAGAAAACGCAUUGGAAUAAGCACAUUUUUACUCACACAGGUAUAAAGCCAUACACCUGUGGUACCUGUGAGAGAUCAUUCACGCAGAAAAGUACUUUGAACCGGCACUUAAAAAUCCACACAGGUGAAAAACCACACCUGCACAAUGUGCAACAAAUCUUUCAGACAAAAAGGUGAAUUGACAGUCCACAUGAGAACACACACAGGUGUCCCAUUCAUACUCACACAAGUAUAACGCCGUACACCUUUGGUACCUGUGAGAGAUAAUUCACAAAUAAAAGGUCUCUGGACAACCACUUAAAGAUCCAUACAGAACUUCCUAAACAUGUGGCAGGUCUCUCAGGUGCUGCCUUGAUGGUUCAUGAGAGAAGAACUGACACUGCUGAGAAGCUGUACCUUUGAUAUCUGAGAUCUGCUAGAAAAGAGACUUUGACCCUUCUACUUUUUCAUGACAAGUGUUAGGUCAUGUUACUGUUAAAGUUACUUGUAGUUUGUAUUGAUGUCCUCGUGCCAGUGUCAAUAGUUCCCCAGUCUCAACUUCUGCCGUGCAUGUGGAGCCAGGAUCCUGUCACUUUACUGAAAAUUGUCCAACUGAUAAAACUGCCAUAAAUGCCAGGUUAAAGAACAGCCAUGAAUCUCUUUCUCCUGUCAGUGUCAUAAAUCACACCUGGCACAGAGACAUCACAAACAGCUCUCUACUGUCAUUACCAACAUCUGUGCAUAUAGCCCCCCCUUGUUGGCUACCCUCUUUUCCAACAAUCUCAAGCAUCUUCACCAGAAUGCCUCACUGCGCCGCUGUGCCAUCAAGAGAAAAUGAGGAUAGUAGAACUCCCACUGUGUCCUCUUCCACCCAUCCUGCCAUGAUUCCAGUCAGAAUCAGUGACAGGAGGAUUGUGAAAUCUAGACAGGCUGUGAGCAAUCAUGGUAUUCAUGUUAAAAAUCAAAUGAAAACUGUGGCAAAUCAGACUCCACCACCCCCACCUGCUGCUUGGAAGUGGCCUUCCUUGAUGUUAGAUCCUUGGUUAACAACAUUUCUGCUUAAUGACAUCAUUCAUGAAAAUAAACCAGACUGCAUAAUUCUAACAGAAACAUGGCUUGAUGCAACAGGUAACAAAGAGCUGAUUGAAACAGCACCUACUGACUUUAAAUAGGGGGGUAAAUUUGCUUGAAUUGUUGAUUGCUUUUGUUUCUUUUUUAAUCUUCUGUAAAGCACAUUGAGUUUACAACUGUAUGAAAUGUGCCUUACAAAUAAAUUGAAUUAUGUUCCCAGAUUACUGCCAUUAAUAACAUUCCUGUGUUACAUAGUGAGAAAAGUAAGACGUGAAGCCCAGUUCAGACCAAAGAUUCAUGACACAACCAGACAGAACAGCUCCAGUCAGACCAGCUGAUGGUGUUGUCAGUUUCAGCUUGCUGGGUUGUAAAUCUUUGGUCUGAUCUAGGAUUUAGAGUACUUUUGCUUUACUGAAGAUUGAAAUGUUUUUGUGACUUGCUACACUGUGCAUCUUCAUGCAGCUUUAUAUAAAGCUCAUUCUCUGCAGUUUAAUAACAGUACAGUUCUUCAUUUCAAUAAUAUGACAGCAAACUUAGAUCAGAGGUAUACAGUAUUAAACAGCUGUUUGAAUGAAAACACUACAACACAAGCUUUUGAACUUUUCUUUCAUGUUGAUGUUUUUCUUGUUCUUUUUGUUCAGAAUUGAACAUCUAACAGAUUUUUCCGUUUUUCAAUGAAAUGUUUCCAUAGCAGUUGUUGUUGCCUGAGGAGAAUGUCCACAAGUGGGAUCCACUGGAAUGAACUGCAAACCUCUGAAGAAUUUGAUUUUGGAGGCCACUGCUAUGCUUGAAGUCAGUGUAAACAAGUAGAAUCCACUGGAAUUAUCCACAAACUGAUAGAGAAAUAUGUUUUACUGAUAACAUUAGAAUAAGCCAUGGCGCCAUAGAAACAUAGGUGAGGAAAUACGAUUUUAGCUUUGUAUUUGUGCUCAGAGAUUCUGAUAUUGAGACGAAAAAUUGAUAUGAUAUGUUAAAUAAACGAAGAAUAACUAAUAUUUCUAGAAUGAGUCAUCAUGGGCUAAGGUUAGCUUACAUUUUCUGUUUCUAAGUGAGUGGAACCAACCGCCAGAUAUUCACAUCUGUGGUCAAGCUCAUAGACAUAAUACACGUAGACGCCUCACUGACUGUGUUUUCCCGCUGCCGAGAUACGUCAACGUGUCCGCCAUAUUGCCAGAGGCCAGGCCGUUCCAUAAACAAGUGCAAGAAUAUAUAGGGAUGAAGGGUUUUCUGAUUACAAAGCACACUCGUUUACGUUUAAGUGAUGGUAAUGAGUCGUUUAUAAAAUGUUUUACAGGUAUUUUUUUUUGUUAAUUAAAUGAUUCAAAAUGACUACCAGAGAGCCAAAAAAUGUAGAUAAUUCAAGUAUUAAUAUACUGCAACUGGAGGUGUGUCAGUGUUUCUUGCUUUUUCAUGCUCACAGAAAAUUUUAGUAAAUUAUUUUCACGAUAACGUGCCAUGAUUAAGUUACUAUAAUAUAUAUAUAUAUAUACAGUGCUUAACAAAUUUAUUA
Messenger RNA from Cheilinus undulatus (humphead wrasse), 4206 nucleotides. Its product is annotated as gastrula zinc finger protein XlCGF57.1-like. The record is from RefSeq and is a predicted model, not a curated record. The transcript has 3 exons. Gene Ontology annotation, molecular function: RNA polymerase II cis-regulatory region sequence-specific DNA binding; DNA-binding transcription factor activity. Bases 72 to 1823 code for a protein of 583 amino acids. Gene Ontology annotation, biological process: regulation of transcription by RNA polymerase II. Lineage: Eukaryota; Metazoa; Chordata; Actinopteri; Labriformes; Labridae.